AUGGCUAUAACUAUAGCUAGAGCUAUAUCUAAUGCUACAGCUAGGGCUACGCUUUGGCUUGGAAUCGGACUAGGAUUAGGACUAGGACCAGCGUCAGAAGCAAAACCAGUACUAGAAACAAAACCAGAACUAGGAACAGUACCAGGUUCAGUACCAAGAUUAGAGCUAAAGCCAGAACCAAGAGGAGGACUAGUACCAGGAUUAGGGAUAGGACUAGGGCUAACUAAGAUUAUGACUAUGUAUUUUGACUAA
Molecule: messenger RNA, 252 nt
Organism: Bursaphelenchus okinawaensis
Lineage: Eukaryota; Metazoa; Nematoda; Chromadorea; Rhabditida; Aphelenchoididae
Source: the annotation of a GenBank genome assembly